Molecule: messenger RNA, 1353 nt
Organism: Cyclocybe aegerita
Lineage: Eukaryota; Fungi; Basidiomycota; Agaricomycetes; Agaricales; Hemipholiotaceae
Source: the annotation of a GenBank genome assembly
AUGAGCAUUUUUCGUCCCCGAUGGACAGCAGGAGGCCCAUUUGAUGAUACCUCAAGUGUGCACCCUAAUAAUCAGCAAAUGCGCGAUCUUGCCAAGGUGGACGAUGGCGUUCAAGGACAUCAUAGUCCCGAGACUUGGUUCUUCGCCGCCGAAAGACUCUCUAGCGCUCUUCCAACGUUCCCUUGGGCCAAGUUUCGUCUGGCUUACGUACACCUUCUCCUAGAGGAUCUGGAUGGUGCUAUGGAGCUUUUUCAGGAGGCUCGCAAGUUGAUCUCCAACGCGGAUGCGACAUUUGAGGAGUACUUUGCUUCAUUGAAAGCUGCAGUUGAGGAGGAGAAUAGAAAAGCUGAACUUGCCUGGUCCCACCCAGAAGAUGACGGCGUCAUUGUGCAACAUUGGCACCCUCCUCGAGACUUCGACGCCUUUCGGCACCAAUUCCCAUCACAUACCAGCGAGCUUCUUCGGGAAUGGCACUCGUACCAGCAGAAGCUCGGACCCGAUAUCGCCGCUCAGCGCUACGCUCGACUAGCUGCAGUCCAGUCAAGCGAGCUAGAGGACGUCUUCACCCUUGGAGGGGAAUCUCUGAAUCGCAUUGUCAGAGCCGGCUUCUUCGGCCACGCGGUUGACCGAGUCCUUAAAGGACCACCUGGAGGAAUAGAACACAUUGUCCAAAUCCUGAGGGACUUCAAGAGAUGUCUCAAUUACUUCUCAGCAAGUGUGUUGCCUGCCGACGCCAUCUCUCAAGAUGACCUCCGUUCCAUGCAUCGGGAACUCAUGAAGUCGUCUCGUAUUGGCUUCGUUCAUACCGAUGACGACAGUCCGAUACCCUACCUCAACAUGGUUGGGGACUACCGCCGACGUCUCGUCAUCGCCGACAUGAACCCUGAGGACGCCAACGAAGACGAGCCGCCGCGCAUUGUUCAAUUCGCUCGCCAUCAAGAGAUCGAAUUACACAUGCAGACCUUCCUGGAAAUGAUGCAUGAACGACUUUCGAAAUUUACCUUGGGGACUGGCGAUCCAAUAGCAUUUGCUCUCGCCGCGUGGAUCCAUUAUCACCUUGCCGUUAUCCAUCCCUUCACGGAUGGUAAUGGACGUCUUGGCCGUAUCGUUUCUUCCUUGCCGCUACUGAAGGCGGGUUUUCCUCCAAUUAAUAUUCGCCGAUGCAUGAAACCUAAGUACUUGGAAGCUCUUCACAAGGCUGCUACUACUCAAGACCUCGGCUUCUUGACCGAACUUAUAGCCAGUGAGAUGCGAGAGUCAAUCCGAUAUCUUUCCACGCUGCACCCUCCGUCUUCCGACGACUCUCAAUGGCGACUAAACAUCAACGACGGUGUCACUCGUAUCGUCAUAUAA